ACGAUUUCAUUCUCUCAAUCCUCACUUUUUAGGGUUUUCGUAACCCUUUGCGUCUCUUUAUCGCUGUACCAUUCGAUGGCUGAGGAAGCACAGUAUUCGUCCGGAGCGGACUACGCCACCACGAAACGCAAGUAUGAUGACUCAACUACACCACCUCCGCCUUCAUCCACCCGUCGAGCCACUGGAUUUUCCGCUCCCAUAAUCCCUUCACAGUCUCCCGACUCCGCCCCGGCUUACAACAGCGUACCUCCACCCGUAGAUGAGAUCGAGCUGGCUAAACAGAGAGCACAGGAGAUCGCUGCUCGUAUCUUCAGCAGCGCCGAGGCCAAACGCCCGAAGUUCGAUAAUGGCGGAGGCGGCGGCGGAUAUGAUUCCAAUGAUAGCAAGGGGUUCAGCUCCGGUCCUCCGGAUUAUGGACAAAAGACUUAUUCGACAACUGCUGUAUCUUCCGCUUAUGGUUAUGGCAACCCAAGUAAAAAGAUCGACAUCCCAAAUGGAAGGGUAGGUGUGAUAAUUGGUAAAGGUGGAGAGACUAUAAAAUAUCUUCAGAUGCAAUCUGGAGCAAAGAUCCAAGUUACCAGAGACAUGGAUUCAGAUCCUCAUUCACUCACCCGAACUGUAGAGCUAACAGGUACUUCAGAAUCAAUAGCAAAGGCUGAGCAGUUGAUUAAGGAUGUGCUUGCUGAGGCCGAGUCAGGAGGUUCUGGCAUAGUUUCUAGAAGAAUGCCUGGUGAGUCGGGUGGUGCUGAACAAUUUGUGAUGAAAGUACCUAACAACAAGGUUGGUCUUAUUAUUGGUAAAGGGGGGGAGACCAUAAAGAAUAUGCAAGCUAGUACAGGAGCUCGUAUUCAGGUGAUACCACUACACCCACCCCCUGGUGAUACUUCAACAGAGAGGACAGUACAGAUAGAUGGAUCCAGUGAACAGAUUGAGGCUGCAAAACAGUUGGUUAAUGAAGUAAUCAGUGAGAAUCGUCCGAGAAACUCAAUGGGAAGCGGUGGAGGAGGAUAUUCACAGCAAGGCUACCAAGCUCGACCCCAGACAAACACCUGGGCCCCACCCGCACCCCAAAUGCAACAACAAGGCUAUGGUUACAUGCAACCAGGUGCAUACCCCGGUCAGCCCGCUCAAUACUCCCAACCUCAAUACGGCGGCUACCCUCGUUCAGGCGGAUACGCCGCCGGCUGGGACCAGUCCGGUCAGCAAACAGCACCAGGAGCUGCUGCUGCUGGUGGUGCUGGUGGUGGUUAUGAUUACUACAACCAGCAACAAGCUCCCCAAACCCAACCUCCUGGCGGCACCGUGGCUGCAGCAGACGGGUCUGGUUACGGGUACAGUCAGCAAGGUCAAGGUUACGGUCAAGAUGGGUAUGGUGGGUACUCGCAAUCUGGUUAUGCACAAGGAUACGAUCAACAAGGCUAUGGUAAUCCGGCAGCUGGAUAUAAUGAGACCUCUGAUGGUCAAACUGGUUCAUAUGGUGGACAAGGUGAUACCACUGCUGCUCAAGCUCCACCACCUGCAUCUGGAGCUCAAUCUGGUUAUGUUCAGCCUCCGCCGCCUGCUGCUGCUUCAUAUGGUUCCUACGGGGCUCAGCCGCCUUCUGGAUAUGGUGGAUAUGGACAGAAGCCUCCUGUUACUCCACCAGCUUACGGGCAGCCGCCGCCACAGCAGUCUCCUAAUGCUGCCCCACAAGGUGGUGGCUAUGCCCAACCAGCUUCUUAUAGUGGUUAUGGGCAGGCGGAUGCAAGCGGUCAACGUCCUCCUUAUGGUGGUGCUGCUGCUGGGUAUGGACAAGCAGCAUAUGGGCAGCAGCCAGCAGCAGCAGCAUAUGGAGGAUCGUAUGGCGGUGGUUACCCCCAGCAACCUCCUGCAUAUGCCGGCGAUGCAGCUGCUCCGGCAACCCAAGCAAGUCAGGGUAGCAGUGGUGGUGGUGCGGUUGCUAAAGCUUCACCUCAGCAAAGUUGAUGAUCAGGUAAGAAGAGUAGAAUGUUGGUUAUAAUAUUGUGGUAAGUGGUAACUCAGAUGAUCUUUUCUUUCCAUGUUAAUUGAAUAUUUUUUCAUGUUUUUGUUGGAUACUUGGAUAUGCCCUUUUUAGACAUUUCACAUGUUCCAUAUUCCAUAUUGCAAUGCUUGAUACAGUUUUCUUA
Messenger RNA from Lactuca sativa (garden lettuce), 2147 nucleotides. RefSeq names its product KH domain-containing protein. Lineage: Eukaryota; Viridiplantae; Streptophyta; Magnoliopsida; Asterales; Asteraceae. The record is from RefSeq and is a predicted model, not a curated record. Gene Ontology annotation, molecular function: RNA binding.